CGUAUUUUAAUUUCUGUUAGAAUUCAGUCACGUUUUUUUUUUCGUGAUGUUUCACUUGCUUUGUAUAUUCUUUGUAUAACUAUAAUUUCGUGACUAUGUGUGAUGUAGUACGGAUAAUUUUACAUCACUCUCAUAGACUCGUGGCGUCUUUACUGGUUAAAUUAGUAUAGAAAUUCGUUAACAUGGCUAUUAAUAUAACGGGCGUGUAGAAAGUGUCUUAAUUUAUGAAACUUGUAAGGGCUCCUAUAGAAUUUUGUGUUGAAGUCAUUUUAUGUUUAGAUACGCUUAUAGCGGCGACAGUACUGUUUAGAAACGAUGGCCAUAAUCCCUGUGUGUUUUGUGAACUAAAUUGUUAGAUAUUCCAAGUACUAAGAAGCGCAAUGAAAAUUGUUCUGCUGGUGGUGUUAUUGUGUCUUACCGAGGCUUUCGCUGCUGGAAUCGUAGAAAGAAGAACAGGUUCACCUUGCUGUCAAGGCGAACAGUCCGAACUGUCAUGUUCAAAGAUUUAUACCCAUCCAGAAAGUUGGAGGUGCACCUGUUCAAGUACCCGUCGAAACCUGACGGAAAUUACAAUCGCACAAGCAGUAAAUCUGGACUUGGCUAAUGUUUUGGUGAAUGACGUGUUAGCUUGCGUGACGCAUGUCGCAACACUCGGAAUUCAAAAUGGCGGUCAAGGCUCCGAACUGAGAAUGCUAAGAAUUACUGGGAAUGUAGGGAUCACUCAUCCACUCAUUCUAAGAUCCUCCGUAGAGUUUCCAGCAUUGAAUUCGUCACUUCAAAUUAUCGCCUUAAAGGGCAUUGGUGUUCAGGCUGUCCAACCGGGAUUCUUUAAUAUGUUUCACGGUAGUUUGGAAACCCUCGAAAUGGACCAGAAUAACAUUACGCGUUUGCGGGAAGACACUUUUCAGUCAAACUUAACCAAUCUCCAGCGACUGUCCUUGGAUGGUAAUCAAAUAUCAGAAAUCAGCAAAUGUACUUUUGUCGGCAUGCCCGAACUGAAAGAACUGAUUUUGAGUCGAAACCGGAUAAAUCUGGUUCAUUCUGAAACAUUUUCCGCACUCAGUCGGUUACGGACUUUGGAUUUAACUGGUAACCAAAUACAAAAGGUUGAUUCGUUUACAUUCGCAGGACUCUACUCUCUGAAUAAGUUACAGUUAGAUUACAACAAUAUCAUUGAUGUAGAUUUCAGCAAAAUUCUCACUUGUAAUCAAACCAGAAUAACGGAAAAUUGCACACAAGAAGUCUUGUGUAAAGUCGAUUCAUGGCCGUUAAAGAAACUGAAGAAACUUAUGCUAUCUAACAACGCAAUAAACUCAACUUCAAGUUUAAAACUUUCCGCUGCGAAGGCGGUUACUGAGCUCGACAUACGUAGCAAUAAGAUAGGCAAUUUUUCGUUCGACCAAUUUACUACUUUGUGCAAGUUAAAACGGUUAAACGUCUCGUAUAACUCCAUCACAGUAAUCGAGGCCAGGUUGAAUGCAAGUGCAGAGAAAUGCAGAAAACUUGAAGUCUCAUUCGCCGGGAAUCGGAUACACAACUUAUCGUUGUCGGAUAUUAGAGGCGAACAAAGAAUCUCUUCACUUGAUUUCAGUAAUAAUUUCCUCACGGAGGCAAACGGUGGAAUGUUCGAAGGACUUUCCAGGUUAUCCAGGCUUGAUCUGAGCGACAACCGCAUUUCCAGUUUCGAUUCGUUUAAACUAGCAGGGCUGGAAACUUUAAACUUGGAGAGCAAUUUACUUGAAACCUUUUCGCCAAUGUGGCUGUUUUCUUUAUUGGGAAACAACAGAGGAAAAAUACGUCUGGGUGAUAACCCUUUAAAGUGCGAUAAAAACCUCGUCGAGCUUUUCGAGCAGGCAUCCUGCAACGAAGUGAGCGACAGAGAGAUGUACAGUGCAUCUUCCGUUGCACAACUCAAUACUUUAUCUCAAGUAUUCGAUGAUAAUGAAACUCUUACUCUUCCUCUGCCGGGUGUUUGCACAGUAAUAGGGCAUGGAAAAUGCAAACCGAGGAUAACUACCUCUAUGAACAAGUGUUUGCUACGAGCGUAUCUGGACCUCGCAUCAGAAAGCAGUGCAGCUCAGAACGUUAAUAUUUUCGAUAAACUGCUUGGUGAAAUAGAGCAAUUAUACAUCUACGCACGUGCCUAUGUCAGGAAGCAAGGGCUGUCGGAGUUAAAAAACGCAAGAAUUCAACUCGUCCAAGCUGUUGAAUCUAUUUCCGAGAGAGUGCGUAUGAAUAUUGGCGGACGGUUAACGGGCAACGUAAACAAAGAUGUUGUUGUUGGUUUGAUGGAGAUUAGUCGUCGAAGAACUCGUUUACCUCCAACUGAACUAGGUUUUCACAUCGAUAAUUCUGGAACUGGAAACUUUCUUUCAGACCAUGGAGCUUCUCCGAUUGAUCAGCGAACGACAAGAACCGGUGUGACAACUGAAUAUUGUAAAAAUCCUGAUGUUUCGUUUCCAAAGCUGGCCGAUUAUUCCGAAAUGAAUAUUGCGCUUCCGCUUGCAGUUUACGAACGAAUACGCACCCACAUACAGAGAGUCAGUUUCGUCGUAUAUAAAGACAAGUUCUUAUUCCCUUCUAACGCGACUGUAAUGUCAUCCGUAAUAUCGGCGGAGUUGCCACAGGUUAAUACACAGGGACUAAGCAGCCCUAUAGUCAUCACUGCGAACGUCAAACUACCAGAUAACUCAUCUUUGAACCUUAUAAAAUGUAGUUUUUGGAACUUUACAACUUUAAGUUGGAGAAGCGAGGGUUGUGAAGUGGCAAAUAUCAGUUCCAGUGUCGACGAACGUGGUUACUCAACAAUAACUUGUCACUGCAAUCAUCUCACGAACUUUGCCGUGCUGUUGAAUCAUGACACGAGAGAAAACCCGACGGUAGAAGACAAUGAAAUAACAGAGUUGAUUUCAUAUGCAGGAAUAAUAGCUUCGAUUAUUGGCCUUUCCAUCACAAUCAUAUUCAGGUUGAGUCGUCGAGAAUUUCGAAGAGGUGUUCCUCAAAUAAUCUUGUUGCAUUUGUGCUUCUGUCUACUCAUCGUUUACAUUAUGAUGUUAAUAUACGAUAAGAGCUUUGUAGUACAGCACAUGGGCUCUUGCUUUCUCGUUGGAUUCUUGAUGCACUAUUUCCUUUUGUCUUCUUGGGGCUGGUGUCUCACUGAGGGAGUUUCAAUGUACCUGCUACUGGUGCAAGUAUACAACGUGAAUUUAAGACGAUUUCUUACAAAAGCAACGAUAUGCUGCUACGGUGCUGCCAGCCUGCUUGUGUGUGGUAGUUUAAUAUUAUCCGGAAGCUCUGCUGAUGUGGCUGAACAUCCUGGGUAUAUUGUACUGGACGCGUACAGGUAUGGUGACGCAUGCGUGGUGACGUAUCCCAACAGUUUAUAUUUUGUUAUCAUUCCAAUCGCCGUGGCUUGCUCCUUGAAUUUGGUUUGCUUCGUCUUUGUAAUCAAAGGACUCCGACAAACUGCGGCCUCGGAUGGUAUGGGUGGAACCAAAAAGAAAAACAUGGUGAAGCACCGUCUUCGUCAAGCUGUAUGCGUAACAACGUUACUAGGAGUAACGUGGUGCAUUGGGUUCGUAAAAGUAGCUUUACAAAGCAGUUUCGGGACCACCAGCGACGUAGUGUGGGCGUUCGAAAUUUUAUUUUCGGCCGUAAAUUCCGUCCAAGGUUUUGUGAUAUUUCUGAUGUUCUGCGCGGCUAAUUUGUGGUCGGAAUUUAGAUGCACGACCGGACCCGACAAAAAGCGAGGUAGACUCUACAGCCAGACCAGCAAACUCGGUUCGACGAGCAACGAGAAAGUAGCAGCUGUGACUGCAACGACUCACCAGUCUUCAACCGCAUAGCAUAUAAGCAAUGGUAUCUUCACUGUGGUGCAUAUUACGACGUUUCGCAUAAGAAAGAAUAACCGGUGCAAAAAUAACCUUUUCAACAUAAAAGCGGGAGUAGAACCCGUUAUAUAAUAUAUCCGCACGCGUAUAGAGCUUUAUUUUGAACUAAUUUACAGCUUUGAAAAUUGUAUUACUUGUUUUGUUGCAUUGUACAAAUUGAAAUAUAAACAACCGCAUUCAAAUAA
This is a messenger RNA of Ciona intestinalis (vase tunicate), 4075 nucleotides long. RefSeq lists its product as uncharacterized. NCBI's taxonomy places the organism in Eukaryota, Metazoa, Chordata, Ascidiacea, Phlebobranchia, Cionidae. Gene Ontology annotation, molecular function: G protein-coupled receptor activity; protein binding. The record is from RefSeq and is a predicted model, not a curated record. Gene Ontology annotation, cellular component: membrane. Gene Ontology annotation, biological process: cell surface receptor signaling pathway; G protein-coupled receptor signaling pathway.